CUUAAUUCAAUGUCAAGGUCAGCUCAAGGACAGCUGGGUGCAUGAAUAUCGUUCUAGACGUUUAGUUAUUUACAUUGUUCCUUAUUUGGAAUAUAUGAAGGACGGGCAAAAUGACUGGAGUUAGCUUAAUGAAUUCUUGGGUUGAAGUAAACAAUGACUUCAAAAGGACUGCCAACACUACACAGUUGAUGGAUGACGAUCCAGAAAUUUUCGAUGGAUCUAGUCUCUAUUCGCAUUUUUGUAAUGUUUGGCAAAAUUCUCAGACAUCUCUAUCAGAAAUCCCUAUCCAAUAUAAAGAUGCUUGCUACAAAACUGUCCAACGAUUACCCAAGAUAUUUACAAAACUCUCUCAUCGUAGAGGAUUACCUAAUAUUCGUAGUGUAACAGAAAUGAUCAAUUUGGAAAGAAAUACCUGGAGUCUUAUUUCCAGUAUUUAUUUGGACCGUUUUCAAUCUGAAAUGAAGACUGGAACAACUGAAAGCAGUGAUCUAUCUAAUUUUAAUCAUUCAGAAAAGGAAAUAAUCCGUCUCCUGUAUGAAAAGGAUAGUGAACUACGUGAAACACAGAUAUUGAUCGAUUGGCUAGAACUGCUGGUUCGUGAACAGAUUGAAGAAGUCGCCGAAAGAUAUGAAUGCCUUUUUAAUCAAACAACAGCUUGGGAGAACACGGCACACCUACUGGAUUAUCUUCCGCAAUCAGAACUUACAAAGCGCCGUUUAGUCAAAGAAUUGCAUCCAGAUGUGGUAACGCUUACUGGCAAUGAGCUGGAUCAAAAAGAUCAAAUCGAUAAUGAUCGUUAUGUGAAUUAUUUAUUUUUAUGCCUUCGUGGUGGAGAUCUUCAUCGUGCUCAACUGUUGUGUACACAACGUCAUGAAUAUUGGCGAGCUAUUUCCCUGGAAGGUUGGCGUCCAUUUCACUACUCUGGAUUUAUUGAAAGUGAAUCCAAGGAAAUGGAGAAAGUAUUUAAUGAAGAUGAAGAACUCGGUGAAUCAGGACCAUUUUAUAUGCAGUUAACUGUUGAAGGCAAUCCAACAAGAAUUUUGUAUAAAUCUGUAUGUUGGUGGAAUUCUGAAAAUGUAAACUUACGUUCAUUUGAACGGGCUAUCUAUGCAACACUCUCAGGGAAUUUAGAUGUACUAACACAAAUUUUACCUGCUUCAUGGACUGAUCAAACUUGGGCACAUUGUCGAGCACUAGUUGAAGCACGUGUUGAUUCCAGUCUACGCAGUUUGUUGAAUACUGGUCCUAGAGCUGAUACAUUAGCAGUAACUGGUAGAACAACAAAACGCUGGCCUUUAGAUGGUGGUUUAACUCUACCAGAUUCAGCAUGGGCUCCUGGUGAUUGGACUCUUUCGGAUGCAUUUGCACGUGUUGAUGCACGUCUUGGUUGGUCAGCUAUUGGUUGUCUAGAAAAGUGCAGUAGUAGUAGUAGUAGUAAUCUACGUAUGCGAACAGUUAUACGGUCUGCAAUGAAUGAUUUCUUAAUGGAUGAUAAUUCCUACAUGUAUGCAAAUGAUGGUGAUGGUUUUCGUAAUAAUAACAAUAAUGACGAUGAUGCACAAUCGCCUUCAGUGUACGCAAUUGUCUAUUGUAUAUUCUAUGCUGUACAACAGACUGUUAUGUUAAGAAAUUAUGAUUCCUUUUUGGCAACUUUAGCAAAUAUUAUGCCAAAAUUAGUAUGUUAUGGCCUGGGUGAUGAAGUGGUUCCCGAGAUUGGUCCUAUACAACCACCAGAUUUCAGUCGAGUUGGUAAUAUCGAUCAAGUGAUUUGUCAUACACUUCGAUUUUUAACACAUUUUGUCCUAUUCUUGAAAUCUGCAGAAACCGAAAUUCAGGAUGUUACUUGUUCAGAAAUUAUCAAAGCUUAUUUGUGCUUUCUUAUGGUCAAUAAAAAUGCCGAUUUAGUAGCUUAUUACACCUCGGCAUUGCAUAGUGAAUCCUUACGAAUCCAAUGGUAUUCAUGGUUUUUAGCAGAAACCACCACCCAACCUUCUGAACGUGAACAUUGUCUAUCAUUGGCUGUAACCUAUGGAUUCGAUAUAGCCAAAUUAACUAGAGCUAUUGUUAAACUGUUAAGACAACGUAUGAAUUUACCAGGGGAACAACAGUACAUGCACACAGUCGAUUCAUUACGUAAUAUGUCGAGUGAAUCGUUCACAGGAUUAUUAGUAGAUGAUAAUGAUAAUGGAGAUGGUGGUGUAGAAAUUGGAAGAUUAAGUGAAAUCGAUAAACAACGAAUUGUUUCACUGGAUUGGCUAUUUUAUAAUCCAUCACAACGUGCAGAAGCUCUAUGCGUGGCUAAUAGUCUCUUAAGACUGUUUAUAGCGUUUCGUUCGCUUAAAGCAGCUGCAAAGGUUAUCUCCAAAUUACCAACUGGUACAUUAGAGCAUGCUAAAGUGAUUUGUGAAAAAUUAGGCUCUCCAAAUUCACUUGUCAAUACAAUUCGUGAAUUUGAAUGUUAUGUGUUGUAUUUAGAAAGUCGAGAUGCAUUUGCAGACUGGUAUAAACAGGUGCACACAAAACGACCGACAAAACCAUCUGCAUUAACCACAGCUGCCGCGAGCAAUUCAACACAUACUACUUAUGGUCCACGGGGUUUAGCUCAACGUCUUGCACUGGAAGAAUCGAAAAAGGAGUAUUUGGCUCGCUUAGAACGCUGGCGAUAUGAUACACGUUUAGAAACGCAAAAUGCAGUUGAGAAAUUGACAGCACUGUUAACUUAUCCAAAACCUGGUUGGUUGGUUGAUAUAAGCCAAACUGAAAAUAGCCAAUCACAAGCAUCGACACCACCGACAACUGAGGAUAAUAAUAACAACAAUAAUAUUACAGAAGAACAACCUGAUUUAUAUGAGAUGAAGUAUACUGGAGUCAAAGUUGAAUCUGACGGAGAAGACAAAGCAGCAGCAGCAGAUGGAGAUGAAGAAGAUAUUUUCAGUGGACUAGGUGAAAGUUGUGCAACACGUCAGCUACAAAUGAGUGUUCUACGAGAGGCAUGUUUAUCAGAGACACUAUUUUUAAUUUUACGCGUAUAUCAAACAGCUGGAUUACAUCAAAAGUGUAUAGAAUUGUCUAAUUUAAUUGCUGAUAAUGAACAUGGGUUAUUCAAGUUACUCCCUGUAGGUCAACUUCAAAAUCUGCUUUAUCAUAUCUCUAAAUCAAUACAACAUUUUAUUGAUAAUGAACAAGAUCCGCUUGGUUAUUCAUCCGCGGCCAAAUGAUAACGAUAGACAUCUUCUGCUAGACAACCUUAAUUAAAGUCUGUGCUCCAUUUCCAUCGAAGGCUGUCAUUCCUCUGGCAUUUAACAACUUAUUGAACAUUGAAUGAACGUGCAUUUUUUUCUUGUUUGUUUUAAUCAGGUUGUUGUUGUUGUUUGAGCGCGUCAAUCAAUUGUCUGUUUUGUUACGACGUUUAAAAGAAAAGAUUUUUAAUGUGAAUUGUAUAUGGUUGACUUUAUGUAAAAUAAAGUGUAAAAUAUGUAUUAUAUUUUUUUAAAAUAAUUAUUGUUUUAAAAGCAGAGAAAAUACAUGUGAAAUUUUG
Messenger RNA from Trichobilharzia szidati, 3538 nucleotides. NCBI's taxonomy places the organism in Eukaryota, Metazoa, Platyhelminthes, Trematoda, Strigeidida, Schistosomatidae. The record is from the annotation of a GenBank genome assembly.